Globicephala melas (long-finned pilot whale) is the source of this 1599-nucleotide messenger RNA. It is a transcript of the gene GIPR, whose product is annotated as gastric inhibitory polypeptide receptor. Gene Ontology annotation, cellular component: plasma membrane. The record is from RefSeq and is a predicted model, not a curated record. Gene Ontology annotation, molecular function: G protein-coupled peptide receptor activity; peptide hormone binding; gastric inhibitory peptide receptor activity. NCBI's taxonomy places the organism in Eukaryota, Metazoa, Chordata, Mammalia, Artiodactyla, Delphinidae. Gene Ontology annotation, biological process: cell surface receptor signaling pathway; adenylate cyclase-modulating G protein-coupled receptor signaling pathway.
UUCCAGAGCCCAGGCGAGGCAGUGGAGGCAGCAGCGUCAGAAGCAAGGGAUCGAGAGGAGGGCUGGGGACAGAGCCGGCUGCCCUUGCGUGACCGGACCCGUCGCCCCCCAUGCCCUGCCUCUCACACGAUGCCGAGCUGUCCACCCUGGUGGCUGCUACUGCUGCUCUCGCUGUCGGAGCCGCUGCUCCGGAGGGCGGAGGCAGGCUCUGAGGGGCAGACGGCGGGAGAGCUGUACCAGCGUUGGGAACGGUACCGCAGGGAGUGCCAGGCGACACUGGAGGCUGCGGCGCCCCCAGCAGGCCUCGCCUGUAACGGGUCCUUUGAUAUGUACGUCUGCUGGGACCACACUGCACCCAAUGCCACUGCCCGUGCGUCCUGCCCCUGGUACCUGCCCUGGAACCGCCAUGUGGCUGCAGGCUUUGUCCUCCGCCAUUGUGGCAGUGAUGGCCAAUGGGGACCUUGGAGAGACCAUUCUCAGUGUGAGAACCCAGAGAAGAAUGGGGUUUUUCAGGACCAAAGGCUCAGCUUGGAGCGGCUGCAGGUUGUGUACACCGUGGGCUACUCCCUGUCCCUUGCCACACUGCUGCUCGCCUUGCUCAUCUUGAGUUUCUUCAGGCGGCUGCGCUGCACUCGCAACUACAUCCACAUCAACCUGUUCAUGUCUUUCAUGCUGCGGGCAGCAGCCAUCCUCACCCGAGACCGUCUGCUUCCUCCACCUGGCCCCUACCCUGGGGAUCAGGCUCCUAUCCUGUGGAACCGGGCCCUAGCUGCCUGUCGCACGGCCCAGAUCUUGACCCAGUACUGCGUGGGUGCCAACUACACGUGGCUGCUGGUGGAGGGCAUCUACCUGCACAGCCUCCUGGUGCUUGUGGGAGGCUCCGAGGAGGGCCACUUCCGCUGCUACAUGCUCCUCGGCUGGGGGGCCCCCGCACUUUUCGUCAUUCCUUGGGUGAUCGUCAGGUACCUGUACGAGAACACGCAGUGCUGGGAGCGGAACGAUAUCAAGGGCAUUUGGUGGAUUAUAAGGACCCCUAUCCUGCUAACCAUCUUGAUUAAUUUUCUCAUCUUUAUCCGCAUCCUUGGCAUCCUCGCGUCAAAGCUGAGGACGCAACAGAUGCGCUGCCCAGACUACCGACUGAGGCUGGCUCGCUCCACGCUGACGCUGGUGCCCCUGCUGGGCGUCCACGAGGUGGUGUUUGCUCCCGUGACUGAGGAACAGGCCCGGGGUGCCCUGCGCUUGGCCAAGCUCAGCUUUGAGAUCUUCCUCAGUUCUUUCCAGGGCUUUCUGGUCAGCGUCCUCUACUGCUUCAUCAACAAGGAGGUGCAGUCGGAGAUCCGGCGGGGCUGGCACCAAUGCCGCCUGCGCCACAGACUCGGCGAAGAGCCGUGCCAACCCCCCGAGCGCGCCUUCCGGACCCUGCCCUCGGGUUCCGGCCCCGGCCAGGUCGCCGCCGGCCACGCUCUGUGCUCGAGGACACUCCCAGGUCCUGGGGGUGAGGCCAGCCAUGUCUUAGAAAGUUACUGCUAGGCUGCGGGAUUCUUGGGUCCAUUCAAUUAGCACGUAUUUAUUGAGCGCUUGCUGUGUACCAGGCCUGGU